CAACCCAGACUUCUCCGCUUUUCCCGUCCUCCCCCUCCAUCCCCCCAUGCUUCAACCUUAUCUCGACCUCUGCCUCUGACGGGAGUCUGGACUGUCUCCAGUGGAGGUGGGCUAAUUCAGAGCUUGAUUGCCUGGCUCGCGACCGGCCAUGCUUGAUUGGCCAGACAAAGUGCCGACUGCUCCCCCCCAAAACCCCCCACCACCUUCACGCACUUCUUCCGCACAUGGGGGCCGCGGCAUGAGGUCAUGGCAACCGUCUGCACCCAAAAAAACACCAUGCUGCUUCGAUGCCAUUGUUUAGCCACCCCUCGCCGCGAGCGAGAAUGGCCAGUUCCGCAUGCGGCAGCUCCGGUGGCAUGCCAUCCAGGACAAAGAACACAACUGUUCUGGAAUAGGGGGAUACGGCCACAGGCAAAGGAUACAACGCCCUUUGUGUUGGACCUCGGGCAAAGAAGGCCAACAUGGAGAAAAGGAAGCAACACCGCGACCAGGUACAAGGUGGAUGGCCAGUCUUGACCAGUCGUCCAUCAUUCGUUGCUGCAGCGCCGAUAUUGCGUCUGCGUCGCGUUCAAAAUGGCAGCAAAGGAGCUUCCCCGGCAUAUCGUCGACGAUUUCGGGGACCCGGUGCCGGGUGACUCGAAGAAGUGGCGGGAUUAUCCGUAUGCGAAUUUGCAAUUGCGCGAAGCAACACAAGGCGUCUACAACGAGCAAAGCGAUGACAUCUUCGCCAACAAUGGCAACGAAGACGCCGCCGUCAUCAAUGCCAUGUUUGACGCAUACAGGACCGUUUUUGACCCAGAUCUCGACGAAAUUCCGGCAGCAAACAGAGACCUCUACCAUGAUGUGGACGAACUGUUCACCGCCGAUAUUCUAAAGAAGUGCCACGACGGUCUUGUUCUGGGACGAAGGGGAGAAUAUCUGCAUGGCGAACAUUUGUAUGCAUUGACAGUCAGGCUGUUGCACUUGGCGCAGAGGGAUAGAAACGCCCGCCUAGGUCCAGGAACGGGGAAGCCGACAAGCCGCAAACCCGCAGCAUGGUAUAUUUGCCCCAAUGAGGCGAGUGUGAUGGUUCCGAGCCCAGUGGACCAUUCAGAGGCUCAGGCUCAACAGGCUAUAGACGAGGCGCAGCCCUACUUGAGCAGGCUGAUAGACGCAGAUUUGCGCUUCCAAUAUGAGAAUGUGGUGGAGAGGUUCAAACAGGCCAAAUUUACAGCCCACUUCGCCAACCGAAACAAGGCUCAUUGGAUGGCCUUCAUCCUCCACAAGCCAAUAGAUGCGACGAAGAACUGGACCGCAUUUUUAUUCGAUUCGUCCCCACUACCUUUGAAUUUACAGGAGCCAGGACAAAAAUAUGCCAAAAAAGCGUUUGUGAAGUGGCUCGAGAUCAACUGCCCACAAGACACACAGCGGGUUAAAAACGUGUCAUAUGACGGAGAGAAGCCCAAAUCUCCUGGCCCUGCCCUGAUAUUCCUCGACAGGGACAUUUCGACACAAAGCGAUAACUGGAGCUGUUCCCUCCAGUGUAUCUUGAAUAUCUUAGCUUUUAUCCGAUAUGGGUGUUGGGGUUGGGACAUGAUACCGCAUCUGAGAGGCAAAUCGAACAGCGAGAUGGUACAGACUAUGAUGAAAAUUCUCCACAACAUCAUGGCACUCAAAGUCAACAAGAACAACCUAGCGGAUUACAACACCGAGAACACUAAAGGCAAGACUUAUCGUCAGACACCGGUCCUGUUGAACCGAGUAGACCCUGAAGAUGAAGAGUGUAAGCAGAGGGCACAGAAGGAAAAAAGGAAGAAGGAAGAUGAACAGAAGAGGGGGGGGCAAGCGGAGAGAGACAAAGACGAGCAGAAGAAGAAGGAGUGGGAUGACAUGACGCGUAUAUACGAUGAGGCGCAGAGUACUUUACGGACGGAAACCGACAAGAGGAAAAGAGCGCCGGCCAACCAGGUCGUAGCCGAGUGGCCGAACAAGUUAAAAGCGUGGGGAGCAAAGUGGAACGAGACGGUAAGAAGUAAUAGCAAUGAAACUGAGGAAGUCAAGAAGAAGGAGGCCAAAAGGAAGGAAGCCGCAAGGAAGGAGACCGAGAAGCAGGAGGUCGAGAAGCAGGCAACUGAGAAACAGGCAACUGAGAAGCAGGCAACUGAGAAGCAAGCAGCCGAGAGGCAGGCGGCCGAGAAGCAGAAGGCUGAGAAUCAGAAGGCCGAUAGACAGGCAGCCGAGAAUGCAAACAGAGAGAGCUGGACUUCAGGCAAUCCAGACAGUUCAGACGACAAGUCGGACGGUCCAGGCGGUGGAGGCGGUGGACGAAAUGGUGGAGGUGGCCGGAGAGAUGCGCCUAAACGGAAGCGCAGGGAACACAAGUACCAGGGACCCAACAAUACUGACUAUCUGAAUCUGGGAGGGGACAGAAUCAUCAAGCAACUGAGAGACGCCCGUCAGCCUGUAUUGGUCGUGGACAAGGAUGUGCCUGCAACGGCGCCGGGCUCAGAUGGCAUAUACAGACUCUUCGAUCGGCUUCUCGACCUGCCUGAGGUUGCGAUGUUUCCUACCGAAAUCCAUAGCAAGUUCCCCCCCCAUACCUAUCCGGGGAAGGAACGGAUGACAAAAGACACAUUCAAUGCCUUUCGACAUUACGAGCAGGCGCUGAGAGAUAUAAGGAAUGGUCAGGCCAUCCAAAAGGAAGGGAUUGUGCCGCUGGCUCUGAGGCAGCUGGCUUCUCUGCAGGCCCAUGUGCGAACCGGACUCCAAAGUUACUCUCGAGGGCUUUGGUUCGUGCUUCCCACCCCGUAUGUGCUGGUCGUCCCCGAGCCUGGGAAGGCCGGCCCCCCUUUGGUACGGUUGGGAGAGUCUAGAGAUCGAAAUGACGGAUUCUAUUAUUCCCGUGCUGAACACGAGGCGAGAUUCAAAAAGGCGGAAUCAACUAUUCAUUUUGUUUACUGGGAAAAGACCAAGCACUGGGCCGUCAUGUUUCGACAUCCUCUACAUGGACAUGCCCUCUACGACUCUGAUGUUACAUUUCAAGGCGACCGGCUGUCGACGCGACUGGAGGAAGCCGAUGAGGCCAUGAAAGCGUGGCUCGGUCAUAACGAGAUUGCGUUCGGCAAGAGCCUCCGGCCUAACCUUGUCAAAACUCGACCUUCUGCUUCCGAGAGCCACUGGGACAGCGGCCUCUUCGCGCUCCUCAACGUGGUCAGUCGGGUACACUACCGCUGUUAUGGCUGGCAGGGGCUGCCCUUACAAGUCUACCCGGAGCAUACCAGUAUCGCCCUCCGCCGCCGUCAAAUCAGGGCCCUCCACAACCUUGUCGGUCUCCAAAUGAGCGAAGGCAUUGAUACCACCAGAAACUACAAGUCGCCAAUUCAACCGAGAUUUGAUUUUGUUGCCCACCCCCACUAUCCGACCCAGCGCUGGGACGGCAGAAACGAGAGAGACAAUGCCAUUGCCCUUCUACGGCCGCCCACUGCUUCAACCAAAAAGCCAGACCGACCGCAGUACAAAGACCGUGGUCAGAAUCCCAGACACCUAAAGCGCAAAAAGACCACAGACACAGCGGCCACGCUUGUUCGGGAGAUUGGGAAAGGGGAGGGCCAUGGUCCGGAUGAGAAUCAGCCGAGUCCGGAGACGGCGAGGUCGGGGGCGGAAGAGGUGGACGCCGUGGCGAUGAGCCAGUUUGAUGGCUCGAAGGAAAAUAUGACGACACUACCCGAGUCUGAACUGGAAACUGCAAAGCUCCGGGCCGAAAAUGUCAGGCUUCUGCAAAUGAUCGCAGCUGACGAGGAGGAGAUCGCUCGAUUGGACGUGAUCAACGACGCGUUCAAGAAAGAGGUCGUUGUGCUGCAAGCAGCGCUUGAGACUGAGAAUAUAAACGUCCUGGAUGCAGGCUGGGCGACCGAUCGGGAAAACGAGAUAUUGAAGAAGACGAGGAAAAAGGCGGUAGAGUCGGUCACGCCCUUUGAGCUGUGGAGAGAUAGGGAGUUUGGCCGUCCCGAUAACCGAAAAGCCAAGAAAAAGGGCGAAGAGUACAUCCUGUUGUUCGAGCAAGGCUUUGGUGAUGUGCUGGACAAGCUCUUGGCCUUGGACGAUGAUAAGUUGAAGGCGUCCUUGCGCAGGUUCCGGGCCGAGGUCACCAAGGCAGAACAACCGAAUGCUGCUGAUGAGGAUGUCUUCGGAGCCCAGCCAACGGCCAAACCGGAAAGCAAACCGCAAAAGCGACCUCCUGGCUCAUAUUAUGUCACUGAUAGAGCGACGGCAGCGACUAGCACAGCGAGUCGUCCAACAACAGCAAUAACCUCCCGCACCAUUCCCGGGUCCAACAUGAGGCCAGGUCUACCGACAAUUGAGGAGAGCUCUUCCAGCCGUGCCGAUGAAAGCUCAACGACAGCAGCCCAGCUGAGAAUGCAAGGUCGACAAUCGUCAUCGGCUGGGGGUAGCGCAAAGCAUGCCGAAAUCUUGGACUUUGAAGAGUGGCUGCUAAGGGGAGGUGCCGUUCUGAGGGGAGGUGCUCGGCUGAGGGGCGGUCGUCCGCUAGGGCAAGUUAUGGAUGCCGACUACGAACUCAACUGGCGAGCCCGCCGAUUAAAGUCGCUCCGGACAUUUUAUGGCGAAAUGGAGGCGAAAGACACGGAAAAGGGCGAUGACGAAGGCGCUGCGUGGGCGAGGGAUAGAAUGGAAGAUUGCGCAGAUAUGGAGAUGUGCUGGAUCGGUUGGAAGCACAAAUCCGAUGCCUUGCUCGAAGGCGAAAGACAAGCUAGUCUCUUUAGGAGUACGCCCAUCGGCGUGGGCGAAAGACCGGACUGGUUCCCAGAUGAGGUUGAUGAGGAUCUUGACCUUGAUCUCUUGGACAUGGAGACCAAAGGUAGCUUGAAAGCCUACGUCUCGGAGUACCAUGAGAGGUUCAAGGGUUUGUUCCGGGUCUCGGGCGAUAAGGCACGGCGCGGGUCAGUCAAUGACACCGAUUCACUGCUAGGCAAGACUGCGGCGGGUCGUCGACUGGGCAGUAGGACCCCUCCUCAUGGGAGAGGACCACAUGCCACAGCGACUACUUCACUGGGAGGAGGACGACAGACCACAGUUACUCCUUCUCAGGGAGGGAGACAACAGGCUACAGUGACUCCUCAAGGGCCACAAGUCGGUGGACGUGUAACGGGAGGGCAACAACCUACAGUAACUCCUCCAGGGCCCUCCGUCGGCGGGAGUAUAACGGCAGGAAGACGACCUACAGUCACUCCUCAAAGGCCCUCCGUCGGCAGGCGCAUAGCGGGACGACAGCCUACAGCAACCCCUCCGGGCCCUACUCAAAGACGACCUGUCGGCACAGCCACGACAAAAACCCCCACGCCACCUCACCCUUUUGCGGGUUUCACCCGGACGGCACCAAGAGUAAAACCUGCCGUCCCAGGUCAGAGCUCCUCAACCGAAGUCUCGGAAGAGGAAGAGGGGAACAAGAUCGAUACGACGCAGCAGUCCGUCGGCAGCACCACGCCCUCAAUGCCGCCGCAGCCGGGGUCUCUACGGCACCUCUCCUUCCGACCUCGCCCGAGUAUAGGGGGGGUGGUUCAGGGAGGGCGACGGUCGGGGCUCACACCGGAUAGGACGGUCCAUUGUGCGACUGGGGUGACGGUCAUGGAGUAUGAUGAUGACCCGAGCACGCCGGUGUACGAGAGGUUUAGUGACGAGGAGGAGGAGAAGGAGGAGGAUGAUGCUCCAGCGCCGCAGCAGAUUGCGGGGAGGAAGAGGUCGAUCGAUGAGACUGGGGAGGUGGUGGAUCAAGGGGGGAGGAAGAGUCCCAAGAGGCCGAAGCCUACUGUGGAGGGGGGGUCUUCUGAGUCGGAGGAGCUUUAGGGAAACAUGGCAGGAUAUUGAUUGUUGGUUUAGUUUGUUUGGAUAUUUUGUCUUUUGGGGAAAAAACCGUUUGGGGCUAUUAGGACUUUUUCAUGUGUUUGCCGCAGUUGUUUUUGUUUAGUAUUUUGAUAGGUUUUAGCGGGGAAAAUGCAUUUAGUAUCUUUGCGCGGUGGUAACUAUAUG
Molecule: messenger RNA, 6024 nt
Organism: Podospora pseudopauciseta
Lineage: Eukaryota; Fungi; Ascomycota; Sordariomycetes; Sordariales; Podosporaceae
Exons: 2
Coding region: 574-5841 (1755 amino acids)
Source: RefSeq, a predicted model, not a curated record